Trichobilharzia szidati is the source of this 2299-nucleotide messenger RNA. Lineage: Eukaryota; Metazoa; Platyhelminthes; Trematoda; Strigeidida; Schistosomatidae. The record is from the annotation of a GenBank genome assembly.
CCGUUGUGCUCAAGGCCGACCUUCCAACUGUUCCCGUUAUUCUUUUUAAGAUAAAUAUGUAGGAAGCUUGUUAGUAGUUAUCGCUUCAGAUUAUUCCACAAUUUCCCACUUACUUUUCGAGUGAGCUAGGGUUUUUAAUUUUUAUUUUAAAAGGGUGAAACCACUAUUCAGUUUGUUAUGGCAUUUUUGAUACAUUCCGUUCAUGUGUUUCUUACAACGCAACUGCAGUUGCGUUCAUUAGUAGUAUAGAUACUUUUAUCACUUCGGUGUAUAAAAAUGAAAGUUCCAGUUAGAUACUUUAGGCGUUAUCUAUACUCAUAGCCAUGCUGUUCCUGAACUACUCAGUGUAAUACUGAACAAAGCUUUGUUCUCAAAUGGUUUGUUUAAGCCCACAUACUAGAACUCAGUGCUAGUUCUCAGCAUUACUGGCACUAAUUCAGCACCCUUUUCUUCUCUUAAGUAUUUUCAAAACUAUAUCAGCUUAACAGCGUUGUUUCAAGUUACUUGAUAUGAUUAUUAGCAAUAGUUUGUGCUCGAAACGUCAUCAGUUAAUAUUACUGUACAACACUGUGUGAUUUAUCAAAAUAAAAUCUUAUCCACAAUGGAGUUAACAUGACAACAGUUUUUGGGGAAGUAACUAUGAAGUCCCACUAAAAUUGUCUCUUUUUUAUUCCACUGAGAAAUAUAAGCUUUUGAUCAAGCCCACACAUGUGUCACAGUAAUUCGGAAUGCUCACACACUAUGUGAAACAAUGAGUGGAGAUUAUGAUUUCCUUAAAGUGGAAAUAUUAUGGAUCGCUUGAGUAGAUUGAUUUUUCGGUUAAUUAUUAUACCUAUCAUUUUAUUAUUUGUUCCGAGUAGAAUAUGGGGCUUCAGAGUCAUGCGUCCAUUGCUCUUUGUUUGAGGUGUAUUCAACAUUUUUUGGGGUAGUUGGAAGAAGUAACAAAAUGCCAGGAAUAGGGGGUUAGAAGUGUAAUACCAAUUUCCUAAUCAGGCGAUUUGCAUUAAGGUGAUCACAAGGUGACGUGGUUUUACUGUUAUCCGAAAUGCAAAACUUCACCAGUCCAUGAAGCAACAAAGGUGAAAGAAGAAUUUCUAAAAAGUGGGAAUAUGACAAACCUCACAGAAACAUGCUACAGGACGGCAUUUAAAAUUACAAAAACGUUCCUGCAUUCCCUCUACCCAGCAUUUCAAUUUUCGGUCAUACCAAAUCUGCGAAAUUUAUUAUGGUGGAUGGUUUGUCUUGCAAAUCAGUUAUCAAUGUUAAUGCGGAACUAUUGGAAAAAAUAUUCAUAAAAAAGCAUACUUUAGCAGUGACGUCUUCCGCUGAUAUAUAUCUUGGAUUUUGGAAUGACAGGAGUGUUGUCGUGAAACGCUUUCGUGAAAAUUGUUUGCAUUUGGCACGGAAAGAAUUAUCAAUUAUCGCACAUAUUGAACAUGAAAAUAUCAUAAAGUUAAUUGCUGCUGGACCUGCAUUGCCACACAGUCUUUCUUUUUUAGUUCUUGAAUAUGCCGAGUGUCAGUCAUUACAGAAAGUGCUGUAUGACUUUCCUGAAGUUCAUUAUAAUCUGCUGCAUGUCUUGAUUUGGACUUUACAAAUUAGUCGGGCUUCAGACUACUUGCAUCGUCUAUGUUCCCCUCCAAUUGUACAUGCAGAUAUUAAGCCGUCAAAUAUUCUAGGCUUUGAUAAAUUGCGUCAUGUUAAAUUGGCUGAUUUCGCAUCGUCUAGAACUGUACCAUAUAAUGAACCCUCCAUAUACGGGACCUUAUGUUACAUGGCUCCGGAAUUGUGGACAGUCCGAACUGGGGAAGAUGUACCAUAUUCAGGGAAAUCAGACGUUUAUAGUUUAAUGAUUACAUUUUGGGAAUUCUUAGCUCGUCAGCCACCCUAUGAAGUUCUUAAAAGGCGAGAUGUAUCAGAUAAAUUUUGGUCUUCUAUUACUGAACGACCACCUCUGCUAGAUGGAUGUCCUGAAUUACUAAACAGCAUUCUUCAAAGUGGUUGGUCUGUAGAUCCUGGAUUGCGUCCUACCAUGUUGCAGUUAAGCCAAUGUCUGGAAUGCAUUAUUAAAAAACUCUUCCCAGUAGACAUCACGAGUCAGGGUAUCGACAUUCCUGAUCACUACUUCGAUUUUUCAAAGUGUAACUUGCUGAAUACUUGAAGGUUUGUACAUCAUAUUUAAUAUACUGUAAAAUACGGGAAGUAAUCUUUUAUAUAAUUCAUACUCAAAUUCGUGAUUGUUACCCACCAUUCAAUCAAGAAUUUUCUAUUUAAAAUAAAAAAGUUAAAUCAAAGCUGU